UUGCACGGCUGCAACUUUAAGACAGAAGCGAACUCCCCCUCUUUUCUCGAACAAUGGUCUCUACCAGCCACCGCUGCUCUCGCCGCUGAAUCCUCAACGUGCCAUUUUAUUACUAAUGGGCAAAUCUGGAAAUCAAAAUGUCAUCGAUACACGGGACAGUAUCGCGUUUCUGAGGAUGCCAGCGGUGGAUAUUCGCGCGGGUUUCGCCGGAGCAGUGCUAAUUUUGGCCAGUGAAGCUUCCUCGUUGUGAAUCGGAUGAUUGGAGCAGCUGGGCGCUCGCGCUUAGAUUGCAGCUGUCAUUGAUAUUGCACAGUGAACACAGGUAAAGAUGAUGUGCGAAGUGAUGCCCACGAUCAGUGAGGACACGGCGAUGAGCCAGCGUGGCUCCCAGAGCAGCGCCUCCGACCCUGACUCGCAUUUUGAGCAGCUGAUGGUCAACAUGCUUGACGAGAGAGACCGUCUGUUGGACACCCUGAGAGAGACACAGGAAAGCCUGGCCCUCGCCCAGCAGCACCUGCAGGACGUCAUCUAUGACCGGGACUCACUGCAGCGUCAGCUCAGCUCCGCACUGCCUCAGGAGUUUGCUGCCCUGACGAAAGAGUUGAACGCCUGCAGGGAACAGCUGCUGGAGAAGGAGGAGGAGAUUUCAGAGCUGAAGGCCGAAAGGAACAACACCAGACUGCUAUUGGAGCAUUUGGAGUGUUUGGUUUCGAGGCAUGAACGUUCUCUUCGCAUGACUGUGGUGAAACGACAAGCUCAGUCUCCUUCUGGGGUCUCCAGUGAGGUGGAGGUCCUCAAAGCCCUUAAGUCCCUCUUUGAGCACCACAAAGCACUGGAUGAGAAGGUACGAGAGAGAUUGCGGGUGUCACUAGAGAGGGUCUCUGCUUUGGAGGAGGAGUUGACCGCAGCCAAUCAGGAGAUUGUGGCCCUAAGAGAGCAGAAUGCACACAUUCAGAGGAAGGUGGCAUCAGGAGAAGGGGCUGAGGACUUGUUGGAGGGAACUGAUACCCAGAAAGUUCAUGGCAAGCGGUUGUCUAACGGGUCGAUGGAGUCGGGGGACGAGGCCAGUCAGGUGGUGGAGCUGCAGGAGCUGCUGGAGAAGCAGAACUACGAGCUGGCGCAGAUGAAGGAGCGCAUGUCCUCGCUGUCCUCCCGUGUGUCCGAGGUGGAGCAGGAGCUGGAGACGGCUCGCAAAGACCUCAUCAAGAGCGAAGACAUGAACAACAAGUUCCAGAGAGAUAUUAAAGAGGCUAUGUGUCAGAAAGAAGACAUGGAGGAACGGAUUGUGACUCUUGAGAAGCGCUAUCUCAGUGCCCAGAGAGAGUCCACAUCACUACAUGACAUCACAGACAAGCUGGAAAACGAACUGGCCAAUAAGGAGGCGUUCCUCAGACAGAUGGAGGAGAAGAACAGGCAGUUACAGGAACGGCUGGAGUUGGCGGAACAGAAGCUCCAGCAGACCAUGAGGAAAGCUGAGACUCUGCCUGAAGUCGAGGCUGAGCUAGCACAGAGGAUAGCAGCCCUCACUAAGGCGGAGGAGAGACACGGCAGUAUCGAGGAGCGUAUGAGACAUUUAGAGGGACAGCUGGAGGAGAAGAACCAGGAACUGCUCAGGGCUCGACAGAGAGAGAAGAUGAAUGAGGAACACAACAAGCGUCUGUCGGACACUGUGGACAGACUCUUGACAGAGUCGAAUGAGCGUUUACAGCUUCACCUGAAAGAGAGAAUGGCCGCUCUUGAGGACAAGAAUGUGUUAAUACAAGACUCUGAUAACUACAGGAAGCAGUUAGAAGACUCCAUACAGGAAAAGUCUCACCUCUCGGAGGAGAUCGAGAAACUGAGAUCUGAACUGGAUCAGUACAGAUUGAGGGCUGGAUCCCUUACUGAGCCCACGCUGUCACGGUCUCAUCUGGAUGCAUCUGGAGAUCUGCGUUUCUCUCUGGGUUCUCUUGCAGAGACGCAAUCUGACCAUUACCGCUCCACCAAGGUGAUCCGCAGGCCCAGGAGAGGACGCGUGGGGCUACGUAGGGAAGAACAGAAGGCUAAGUCUCUGGGAGAGCACGAAUGGCGCUCUCAGCAACUUGGCGUUCUGGUAGGCCACCCAUUCGAGAGCGACACGGAGAUGUCGGAUAUCGAUGACGAUGACAGAGAGACCCUUUUCAGUUCUAUGGAUUUACUGUCUCCUGGAGGACAUUCAGAUGCUCAGACUCUGGCAAUGAUGCUGCAAGAACAACUAGAUGCCAUCAAUAAAGAGAUCCGGCUGAUCCAGGAAGAGAAGGAGUCAACAGAACUGAGGGCAGAGGAAAUCGAGAACCGUGUGGCCAGCGUGAGCCUGGAGGGGCUGAACCUGGCGCGGAUGCACCAUCCCGGAGCCUCCAUCACUGCCUCAGCCACUGCAUCCUCCCUCGCCUCCUCCUCCCCUCCCAGCGGACACUCCACCCCCAAACUCACCCCGCGCAGCCCUGCCCGCGACAUGGAGCGCAUGGGGGUCAUGACACUGCCCAGUGAUUUGCGGAAGCACAGGAGAAAGAUCGCAGCGGUGGACGAGGACGGUCGAGAGGACAAGGCCACCAUCAAAUGUGAGACCUCACCACCUCCCACACCUCGCCAUGUCCGCAUGACCCACACGCUGCCUGCUUCUUCACACAAUGACGCACGCCUGACGGCUGCAUUAGAGACAGAGGCCAGUGCUCUGAGCAGUGUAGCCAGCAGUCAAGACUCCCUCCAUAAACAGCCAAAGAAGAAGGGCAUCAAGUCCUCUAUCGGACGUCUGUUUGGGAAGAAAGAGAAGGCCAGACUGGGGCAGCUGGGGAAAGAGAUGAUGGGACCAGGACAAGUAGGGAAUGUAUCCGAUCCUGAGCUUCUAGGUCAGGAUAUUACGGUGGGAAAGCUGGGAACACAGGCAGAGAAAGAUCGCAGGCUUAAAAAGAAACACGAGUUGUUGGAAGAAGCCAGAAGAAAAGGGUUACCUUUUGCUCAGUGGGACGGUCCUACAGUUGUCUCAUGGUUGGAGCUGUGGCUAGGGAUGCCAGCAUGGUACGUGGCAGCAUGUCGUGCCAAUGUAAAAAGCGGCGCUAUCAUGUCAGCCCUGUCGGACACCGAGAUCCAGAGAGAGAUUGGCAUCAGCAAUCCUCUGCACCGCCUCAAACUACGCCUGGCCAUCCAGGAGAUGGUCUCGCUCACCAGCCCUUCGGCUCCCCCUACGUCUAGAACUCCGUCGGGUAAUGUGUGGGUAACCCACGAGGAAAUGGAGACCCUUGCCGCCCCCUCCAAAACGAAAUCGGAGUCAGAGGAGGGGAGCUGGUCACAGACACUGGCAUACGGGGACAUGAACCACGAGUGGAUCGGGAACGAGUGGCUGCCCAGUCUAGGUCUACCUCAGUACCGUAGCUACUUCAUGGAGUGUUUGGUGGAUGCACGGAUGCUGGACCACCUCACCAAGAAGGACCUCAGAGUGCAUUUAAAAAUGGUGGACAGUUUCCACAGAACCAGUCUGCAGUACGGCAUCAUGUGCCUGAAGAAGCUCAACUAUGACAGGAAGGAGCUGGAGAGACGCAGAGAGAGCAGCCAGCAUGAGAUAAGAGACGUGUUGGUGUGGACUAACGAGCGUGUGAUUCGCUGGAUUCAGAGCAUCGGUCUCCGUGACUACGCCAACAUCCUGUUAGAGAGCGGUGUGCACGGGGCGCUCAUAUCGCUAGAUGACAACUUUGACUACAGCAGCCUGGCCCUGCUGCUGCAGAUCCCCAACCAAAACACUCAGGCUAGACAAAUUCUGGAAAGAGAGUACAACAAUCUGCUGGCGCUGGGAACGGAGAGACGAUUAGAUGAGUGUGAUGAGAAAGACUUCCGAGGACCGUCGUGGAGGAGGCAGUUUCCUCGGCGGGACAUCCAUGGGAUCAGCAUGAUGCCUGGCUCAGCAGAGACCCUGCCCGCUGGCUUUCGCCUCACUGCCACCUCCGCACACUCACGCAGACUGCCACCAGAGGUCCUGUAUGAGGCGAUGGAUGACAGUCCUGACGACAUGUAUUUGGACUGGUUUCAAGUUGGGCCAUCGGCGAUACAGCGUCUGGACACCUCCACUGUGAGGACCUACUCUUGCUGAGAGAACAUCAAUACUAUAAGCUAGUCAUACCUUAAAGUUGGCCUGAACAAACAAUUCAGACGAGUCACACUGCCAAGAGAACAACAGGAGCCCGUGGAGGACAGGGCGGGGAGGCGGGGGUCCAGGCGUCCACCCCAGGUGCCGACACGCUCUCGCUCUUUCUGUCUUUCACACCACGUGGCUCCUUCGGCUUAAGUACUGUGUAUUUCUUUUACAGGGGAUGUGUAGGUUCAACUGUAAAUCACUAUAAAUAAAGCUGUUUUAUAUAUAUAAAUACAUACAUAUAAAUAAAUAUAUAUACAUACACACAUCUGUAUAAAAAGAUUACACGUUCAGAGUUUGUGCACAUUGUGUCCUUUAACGUCAUGGUUUUAAACAAUGCUGCUGUUCUAAUUUUUGGCCUAUGCCCCAGAGACACUUUGAACAUGCCGUUACAUUUUAUUCAUUCAGUCAUGCGUUUUGAGGCCGAUUGCUACUACAUACAAGAUCAGAAUGUCAUCUUGCGUUGAAUUGUGAGAAACCACUACUCCUGAAAGACACUACAGAAAAACAAUUCUUAAAGCACUGAUACUUUCAGGAGCCUUAAUGCUUAUUUUUUCAACGUUCGUUUA
Molecule: messenger RNA, 4713 nt
Organism: Carassius carassius (crucian carp)
Lineage: Eukaryota; Metazoa; Chordata; Actinopteri; Cypriniformes; Cyprinidae
Product: liprin-alpha-2-like
Exons: 32
Coding region: 329-4102 (1257 amino acids)
Biological process (GO): synapse organization
Cellular component (GO): presynaptic active zone
Molecular function (GO): protein binding
Source: RefSeq, a predicted model, not a curated record